Messenger RNA from Anopheles maculipalpis, 3839 nucleotides. It is a transcript of the gene sws, whose product is annotated as neuropathy target esterase sws. The record is from RefSeq and is a predicted model, not a curated record. The transcript has 15 exons. Gene Ontology annotation, cellular component: endoplasmic reticulum. Gene Ontology annotation, molecular function: phosphatidylcholine lysophospholipase A1 activity. Gene Ontology annotation, biological process: phosphatidylcholine metabolic process. The coding region runs from base 39 to 3839 and encodes 1266 amino acids. NCBI's taxonomy places the organism in Eukaryota, Metazoa, Arthropoda, Insecta, Diptera, Culicidae.
GCGUGGCGUAGUAGUUUUGGCAUCGAUACUAUGCAAUAAUGGACAUUGUUGGGUUAGUGAAGAAGUCUUAUGCCGAUUACGGCACCAUGCUAAAGGAUUCUUGGUACACCAUCAGCACGGAAGACCUCAAUCUUUCAUGGGCAAUCAAACUACUCGUAGCUAUCUUUGUCAUAGUAGCCACCAGCUACGUAUGUCGUAGAAAAUAUUUAAGAAAACUGGAAGAAAAGAUGCAGCUCCAGAACCAGUACGCAUCGCACAUGCGAUUCCGCAAGCGUGAUAAAAUGAUGUUUUACGGCCGGCGAAUGCUACGGAAGGUAAAAUCCAUAUCAGGCCAAGCGUACGGUGGCCAGGGUCGUAAGCGGCGCGCGGUGAUGCGCUUUGCGAAGCGGCUGCUGCUACGCAAAGACGUAACACCGACCCAGCUGCUGGUGAUAGAGCCGCCGGCCGAAUAUCUGGAGGUUGCAUCCGAUGGGAACGAUCGUGUACCGCCGGACGCGCUCUAUAUGCUACAAUCAAUCCGCAUCUUUGGCCACUUUGAGAAACCCGUCUUUUUGAAGCUGUGCAAGCACACGGAAAUCAUCAAUCUAAUAGCGGGCGAAAGCUUGAUCAAGGUAGGAGAUCCGGAUGACAGUGUGUUCAUCGUGCAGACGGGACAGGUGAACGUGUUUCUCAACAAUCCGGACGGGAGCUCCAUUACGCUGAAGGUGGUACGGCAAGGUGAAUCGGUCACAUCACUGUUGAGCUUCAUCGAUGUGCUGGUGGGCAACGCGAGUCAGUACAAAACGGUCACGGCACGUGCAAUGGAAAACUCGCAAGUGAUCCGACUGCCAAUGUUUGCCUUCCAGCAAGUGUUUGGUGAAUGUCCCGAUUUGCUGGUGCGUGUUAUACAGGUAAUAAUGGUGCGUUUGCAGCGUGUCACUAUUACCGCACUGCACAACUAUCUUGGGUUGAGUACGGAGUACAUACAGUGUUCGUCCCAGCGGAAAAAGAUACCAAUUGCACCACAAACCAAGGGCAGUCCCGGACAUCGCCGUGUGCCUUCCGAUCAGGUGCAUCCCGUGCCGCAUUCGCUCGUGGGCGACAUCAAACCGGACAUGUUGGUAGAUCUUUCCGAAGGGCAGCAUAAUGUCGGUCGCCGAACGUCUGCACUGCCGAUCGAACCGAUCGAUCAUGCGGUACUAAAAGCGCAUGCUGUGGAUGGAUUUAUGCAGGAGCUUGAUCUUCCCGAUACGCACAAGGCCACAAUCGAGGAGAGCAUACUGAUCAAAGAGGUAUCGCCUGGCACUACGCUCGUUCAUCAGGGUGUGCUGGAUGAUGUGAUGCUUAUUUUUGUUAUUGCCGGUGGGCUCACGCUUACCCAGUGCCCACAGACCGGACCGAUUGCACAGGAUGCCAAUAAGGGGGUGGGAGAUAAGAUGGACAAUCAUACCGUCACCAUUUACCCAGGCGAUGUGGUGGGUGGGUUGGCGGUGCUAACAGGUGAAUGCAGUCUGUACACGAUCCGUGCGAAGCAUAACUCUCGUGUAGGCUUACUCAACAAGGAUGUCAUUUACAAAAUCAUGCGCGAACGUCCAGCGGUAGUACUCGAUAUAGCAAAUAGCGUCGUAAAGCGCCUUUCGCCCUUGGUGCGGCAAUGUGACUUUGCGCUCGAUUGGAACUUCAUCGAAUCCGGUCGUGCGGUUUACCGGCAGGAAGAAACAAGCGACUCCACGUACAUCGUCCUAAACGGACGUCUCCGUUCGGUAACGACGCAUCCAAACGGGAAGAAAGAAAUAGUGGGCGAGUACGGCAAGGGUGAUCUGAUCGGUAUCAUCGAAAUGAUCACGGAAACGCCACGUACGACUACGGUGAUGGCUGUGCGUGAUUCCGAGCUAGCCAAGUUACCGGAAGGCUUGUUUAACGCGAUCAAAUUCAAGUAUCCGAUCGUGGUAACACAGCUCAUUAGUCUGCUCAGCCACCGUAUAUUAGGUUCGAUGCGUUCGCGCCCGAUUGCCACCAGCUCGUUUACGUCCGUGUCGUUCGAUACGAACCAGCAGAUUCAGCACCGCUACUCAACGGUGGCGAUCGUGGCGGUCAGCGAUGAUGUGCCACUGUCGCCGUUUACGUACGAGCUGUACCAUUCGCUCAGCACGAUCGGUUCGACGGUCCGGCUAACGUCGGAGAUUGUACGGAAAGCGCUCGGUACAUCGAUUAUGGAACCACCGAACGAGUAUCGGCUGACGAGCUGGUUGGGGCAGCAGGAAGACCGGCACAACAUCACGCUCUACCAGUGUGACAAUUCGUUCGGUCCGUGGACCCAACGGUGCCUGCGGCAGGCGGAUGUUAUACUGAUCGUCGGGUUCGGCGACCGGUCACCGGUGAUGGGCAAGUUGGAGAAGGAGAUCGACCGGUUGGCGAUCCGCACGGCAAAGGAGCUGGUGCUGUUGCACCCGGAGGAAGGUAACAGCUGUCCGUCGAACACGAUCAGCUGGUUGAAUAUGCGGGCGUGGGUAUCACGCCAUCAUCACAUCCAGUGCCCGAAGCGUAUGUUUACGCGCCGCAGUCAGAACAAAAUUGCUGAGCUGUAUGAACGGAUCAUGAAAAACGAACCGUAUAUCCAUUGUGAUUUCUCCCGGCUGGCACGCUGGCUGACCGGUAAUUCGGUGGGGCUGGUGCUCGGUGGUGGUGGAGCUCGUGGCGCUGCCCACGUCGGCAUGCUGAAGGCGAUCCAGGAAGCUGGAAUUCCCAUUGAUAUGGUGGGUGGUGUAAGCAUCGGUGCGUUCAUGGGUGCGCUCUGGUGUAUGGAAAAGAAUAUAACAACCAUGACACAAAAAGCUCGCGAAUGGUGCACGAAAAUGACGCAAUGGAGCCGACAGCUGCGUGACCUUACGUACCCAAUAACGUCCAUGUUUUCCGGGCGCCAUUUUAAUCAAACGAUCCACAGUACGUUCGGAGAUAUAUGCAUCGAGGACCUGUGGAUACCAUACUUUACCCUUACCACCGACAUCUCCGCCAGCUGUGCCCGCGUGCACACACACGGAGAUCUGUGGCGUUAUGUACGUGCCAGUAUGUCUGUAGCCGGUAUAUUUCCUCCUAUCUGUGAUACACGAGAUGGCCAUCUGCUGUUAGAUGGUUGCUAUACUAAUAAUGUGCCAGCCGAUGUAAUGCGUGCGCAAGGUGCAGCACACAUCAUAGCGAUAGAUGUCGGAUCGCAGGAUGAUACAGAUCUGACAGACUACGGCGAUGACCUGUCCGGUUGGUGGUUGCUGUACAAGCGCUGGAAUCCGUUCACCUCACCGGUGAAAGUACCGAAUCUGCCCGACAUACAAUCACGCCUUGCAUACGUAUCGUGCGUGCGUCAGCUGGAGGAGGUUAAAAAGAGCGACUACUGUGAAUACAUUCGACCACCGAUCGACAAGUAUAAGACGCUUGCGUUCGGUAGCUUCGACGAGAUUAAAAACGUUGGCUACGAGCAUGGCAAAGCGUAUUUCCAGAGCAUGGCGGAAAAUGGUCGACUGACGCGCUUCAACCAAUGGUCCGUACAUCCGAUACCGAAGAAGGCCACCCAUUCGUUGAACGAGUACUCUUUCGUCGAUCUAGCGCAAAUCGUUUGCAAGGUACCGGAAACGUAUCCGGAGCGAGGGUACUCAUCGAGCGAGGACGAUUACUACGACGGUUACGCGUCGGAACCGUCGAGCAUGCCGCUCAAGAAGGGAUACAAUAUGCCGCUGAUGCGUUCGGCUGGCUCGCUGUCCCUGUCCGAUAACGAUAUGGAUUCGGACGAGCUGGAAAUACCGAGACCUUUCAGACCACUGUCCGCCAAUCGAAACGCCGCAGCUGUAGGCGAUAGAAAGGAUUAG